This is a messenger RNA of Porites evermanni, 632 nucleotides long. NCBI's taxonomy places the organism in Eukaryota, Metazoa, Cnidaria, Anthozoa, Scleractinia, Poritidae. The record is from the annotation of a GenBank genome assembly.
AUGGCAACAUUCAGGGAGUUAAGGGAUUCUUUAUUGUUUGCCUAUCAAUAUGGAAGCAUUUAUGAUACAGAGUUUGCCCUGUUGUACGAUUUAAAUUGUUCUGAAAAUCUCGACUUUCCUUAUUGGAAGUAUGGUCGCUUCGAUCUUGAUUCUAUGACACAGGGGCGGAUCCAGGAUUUUUUUUUUUAGGAGGGGGUUUGCAGAAUACCAGUUGUAUUAGAAAACCGCAGGUUAUCUCAGGUGGGGGGGGGGGGGGGGGCCCCCCCCGGGAUAUUCCGCCCCCCGGGGGGGUGGGGGGUGGUUUUUACCCUUUUGGGGUUUUGGGAAAUUGGGAAAAAUUUUUGAAAAAUUUUGGUUUUUAUACGGGAAGGGUUUUUUUUAAAAUUAGGAGUGGUUGUUUAGGAACCCAAGAAUUCUCUUGUAUUCUACAAUGGGGGGGGGGGGGGGGGGGUGCGCACCCCCUGCACCCUCCCCUAGAUCCGCCCCUGAUGACAGAUGAUGAGUGUAAGGCUGAGUUUCGGUUUUUCAAGAACGAUAUUUAUGUACUCGGAGAAGUUCUUGAUAUUGCAGACAUAAUGAAAUGCCCCAAUGGCGUUCUUAUUACUCAUUUUCAAAAGGUUGUACAGCUAUAG